Pecten maximus is the source of this 1637-nucleotide messenger RNA. RefSeq lists its product as uncharacterized. Gene Ontology annotation, molecular function: nucleic acid binding; zinc ion binding. Lineage: Eukaryota; Metazoa; Mollusca; Bivalvia; Pectinida; Pectinidae. The record is from RefSeq and is a predicted model, not a curated record. The coding region runs from base 552 to 1637 and encodes 361 amino acids. The transcript has a single exon.
GGAUGCGUUAAGCGACAUUCGAGCUGAAUAUUCAAAAUUUGUGGAAUAUUGUGAAAAACUGCCUAGGGUAACACUUGUUUUUUUGGAGCUGCCUCAUUAUUCUAUUUCGCAAUGGAAUCAUAUUAAAUGUCAAACAAGUAUAGAGGAAUACAAAGAACAAGAUCAGGAGUUAUUGGUCAGAGUUGCUUCUGUAAAUACUCAUAUUCGAACCUUAAACUCAUCUACAGGCAUUCACUCACCGAAAUUUGCAUCGGAUGUGCUGAACAAUAGGAAGAGCAAAGGAAAACAACAUUAUUAUUCGCUCAAUCGGAAAUUGUUGAAGGAUGGAGUACACCCAGUACCACUUCUAGCACAUGCUUGGAUGCGACGGUUACUUAUUCGCAUGUACAUUGAUUGUUUCCGUUAACAUUAUACAUUAUCCAUUCGGGGUCGGGGUAUUGUAUUGGUUGUUAUGUGGGAUGUUUCUCGCUACUUCCUGUGCAUUACUUCUUGAACUCGUGUGGUACGUAUAUCAUCUGGACGGAAUAUCAUUGUGAACGAACUGCAACAAAAUGGCAGAGCUGAAGGAAUUAAAGGCGGAAUUGGAUAGAUUAAGACAAGAAGUCCAACGAAUAGACAGUGAGACUGCGCGCGCUGACAGAUUGGAGAAAGAAUUGUUGAGAACCAAACAGGAAUUUGAAUCAUAUACCAGCUCUCCGAAAACUGUCUACAUUAACAAAAACAGAAAAUUGGAUAAAUUCUCAGGGAGACCUGUAAAAGAGACAGAUCCAACAGCAGAAGAGUGGAUAGAGGAUGCGAUACACCAUUUAAAAACCAUUACCGGAAGUGACGCUCAAGUAGAGUUUUUAUAUGCGCACUUGCAGGGACAAGCAAAAGACGAAAUUCGUAUAAGGUCAGAAACUGAAAAAUCCUCCGCAACAAAAAUUUUGGAAAUAUUAAGAACAACAUUUCAAGAAGCCGAAACUGUUGGACAGUUACAACAGAGGUUUUAUCAAAGAAAUCAAAACAAAGGAGAGACUUUACAAGAAUAUUCUUUGGUGUUAUUGAAAUUGAUGGACAGAAUUGUGAAGAAGGAUAGAGUCAUAGUCGGUGAUAGAGACUUGAUGUUAAAAGAAAGAUUCACAGAUGGUGUGGUUGACAUUCAGCUGCGGCGGGAGAUGCGCAGAUACAUGUUUGAACAUAAGGAUGUAUCCUUUACUGAUUUCAGGCAGUUAGUAAUUCGCUGGACGGAGGACGAGACAAUACCAUCUCGACAUAAAAGCGUGUCUGUCUCGGAACAGGAAGUGUGUGUCACUAAUGAUGAACUCAAAACUAAAGAGUCCUCUGCUACAUCAGCAGUAACUGCCAUGUUGCAAAGUCAACAAGAAAUGCUAGCGAAACAACAGCAGCAAUUGGACGCACUUACAAAGCUAGUAGGGGGCGGAACAAAUAGCUUUGUUAAAGGAACUGGUCGAGGCCGAGGUAGAGGAGCAAUAAAGUGCUAUAACUGUGGAGGUCGUGGACAUGUUAGUAGGGAAUGUCCUACAGAACGAAAACCUGGACAACAACAGAAACAGUAUGGUAAUAAUGGUGGACACCAAUAUAACAGAAAGCAAGAAACAGGAAAGCGGGAUUUAAACGCUCAGAACCCACUGUAG